Messenger RNA from Suillus subalutaceus, 438 nucleotides. RefSeq lists its product as uncharacterized. The record is from RefSeq and is a predicted model, not a curated record. Bases 1 to 438 code for a protein of 145 amino acids. The transcript is spliced from 4 exons. Lineage: Eukaryota; Fungi; Basidiomycota; Agaricomycetes; Boletales; Suillaceae.
AUGGCCAUCUCCUGGAACAGCUCUAAGCGUCCCAGACGCGACGAAGUUACCAAGUGGCACGAUAGCACCAACGUUGUUCUCGACUAUUGUCAGGCCUACCUGAAGUAUGGCAGCGCUACUGAUGAUGUUCAACGCUCUUCUCUCAGAGACAUGAACGACGCACUUUUGGUCAACACUCACCUUACCUAUGACGAGCGACUGGCCGAGGCACAGACAUGCAAUUAUCAAGCUCAGUACCUUAGCACAAAAUUGCAAAUACUAUUUAAGCGAGAGAACGGCUCGGAUUAUUACGCGUGGGCUCGAAGAUAUGCCGUCUUGCAUGAGAAAGGGUAUGGAGCAAGAACAGCUGCAGCCGAUGAAGCGGCUUCAACCGAUCCUCAUCUUGUCACUAUCGAUCCCCGGACCUUUGUAGUAUCACGAACGCCCUCUUUUCGGUGA